CAGAUAGUCAGAUUCUCAGUUAAACAUUAGGCUAUUCCGAAUUCCGAAACUCUUUUUCAUACACCUCUCUCUCUCCUCUUUCUAGAUCCGACCACCACCAAAAUGCCGAAAGAAUUCACAAUCCCGCCGGUAAACUUCCCGUCGUCCGGCCCAUCUCCGGCGACCGCCACCCCGAACCCUAACAUGCUCCACCAACGCCAAGUCCCCACCGCACCAUUCCAACCCCAACGCCCCCCUUCCUCCAUCCCUUUCAUGUCCUUCGACAUCGGAUCCGCCACCGCCUCCUCCUCCUCCUCCUCCGCCUUCCCACCACCGCACCUCCGCCACGACAUCCCCUCCUCCUCCUCCUCCGGCGGCCUCUUUUCCGACGAACCCCCUCUCCUUGAAGAACUCGAGAUCAACCCCUCCUUAAUCUGGCGCAAAACUCGCUCUUUACUCAACCCUUUUCGUGUCAACUCAUCUCUCCAUUCAGACCCCGAUCUUUCUGGACCCUUCUUGUACUACAUCGCUUUUGGGUUGUUUCAAUUACUCGCUGGGAAAGUUCAAUUUGGUGUGAUUUUGGGUUGGAUUGCGAUUUCUUCGAUUUUUCUUUACAUGAUCUUGAAUUUUCUUGCUGGGAGAAAUGGGAAUUUGGAUCUUUAUCGUUGUGUUAGUGUUGUUGGGUAUUGUUUGAUGCCUAUUGUUAUCUACUCUGCGGCUUCGUUGUUUCUUCCUCCUACUGGAACUACAGCUGGGUUUGUUGUUGCGGCGGUUUUCGUGAUCUGGGCUACUAGGGUUUGCUCUCGGCUUUUGUCGGUCGAUGAAUUGGGCGCUUCGGAACAUCGUGGGUUGAUUGCUUAUCCUUGUUUCUUGAUUUAUUGUCUCUUUUCUAUGCUUGUUAUGUUUUGAUUAACUCUACUAUUGAAUAUUAUUAGUAGAUAUAUUAAUUAAUUUGGUUGUUGAUGUUAUAUCGAAUUUUGGUAUCGGAAUACAACAAUGUAUGGCUUUUUAGUAUCGCUUUUGUUAUCUAGUAAAUGGAUAUCAUCACACUAGUGCUAAAUUAUUACCGAUUCUUUUGUUGAUUAUGUUUCAGAUUGGUUGAGAAUUGAAGAAACUUUCGUUGUA
Messenger RNA from Chenopodium quinoa (quinoa), 1104 nucleotides. RefSeq names its product protein YIPF5 homolog. The transcript has a single exon. The coding region runs from base 103 to 888 and encodes 261 amino acids. The record is from RefSeq and is a predicted model, not a curated record. Gene Ontology annotation, cellular component: membrane; trans-Golgi network. Gene Ontology annotation, biological process: endoplasmic reticulum to Golgi vesicle-mediated transport; vesicle fusion with Golgi apparatus. Lineage: Eukaryota; Viridiplantae; Streptophyta; Magnoliopsida; Caryophyllales; Amaranthaceae.